Messenger RNA from Fibroporia radiculosa, 1134 nucleotides. RefSeq lists its product as uncharacterized. NCBI's taxonomy places the organism in Eukaryota, Fungi, Basidiomycota, Agaricomycetes, Polyporales, Fibroporiaceae. The record is from RefSeq and is a predicted model, not a curated record. The coding region runs from base 1 to 1134 and encodes 377 amino acids. The transcript has 7 exons. Gene Ontology annotation, molecular function: hydrolase activity, acting on ester bonds.
AUGUCCUCCGCCACCCUUUAUGCUGCGAUUUCCUACCCAUCUGGGCACUCUAUGGCUCACUGGGCUCUUCGCCUCCGGGAGCGCGCCGACGGCCAGGUGAAUGACACCAUAUACCAAGCGGCUGGCAGUAGUGGAUCCCUCGCCCUUGAUGUCCGGGAAGGUGUAGACCCACAAUCGUCGCUGCGUUUCAAGGAGCGCGUGCUCGUCUCGGAACUCGAUGACAAGGCCAGUCGAACAGCGCAUGUGCAACGAGAUCCCGACUUGGGAUUCGAUAACCCUGAAGACGCCACAAUGGCGAAAACCAAGGUUGCGAAGACGUUAAAACCUAUAUCCAAUUCGUUUCCAUCUAGCACUGCUUAUCUUCCCUUCGUGCACGGCGGAUCGUUUUGGCACGGACAGUAUUCAUGGACUAAUAUCGUAGUUUUUGGAGAUUCCUACAGUAUGUGUACUGACCCUGAAGACAAAGGCGAGGAUGAAACAUGGGCGCAUCAUCUAGUGCGCCAAAUGAUGCAGCUUCCUUCCAGUGUCACCGUGCGCAAUUUUGCAGUUCGCGGCGCAACUGUCGAGGAGGAUUUGUCGGACCAAAUAUCGCGUUACUUCGUGAAUUUUCCUCGUCUAAGACCCGGUUCUUCCGACAAUGCACUAGAUGCGGCUGGGACAUUAUAUGUGUUCUAUCUCGGGAUCAAUGACUGCGGAAGAUCCUCAUCCGACGAACUUCAGCCCAUUGUAGAGAGCAUGUUCGAUGCGGUCCACAAACUUUACGUCAAAGCUGGCGCGCGCAACUUCCUAUUCAUCGACAUUCCGCCGAUUGAUCGCUCGCCCGGUGCCAUUGACACUGCCUGCUGCGACGACAUGCAAGAGUGCGUCGACACGUGGAACGCCGUCUUGCGUGAUCAAGCGGACGAAUUUGCCUCUGGGAGUGCGCUAGCGACCGUGCUGGUUUUCUCUUCGCACAAAGUGCUCACGGACGUACUUGACAACCCUCUCGAGUACGAGUUCACUGAUGACGACGUGAAUGGAGAGGGUGAGAUUUGGCAGGACGAACUGCAUCUAGCUUCAGCCGUUCAUGCCAUCUUGGCUGAACGCUUAUUGGCUGCGCUGACUACCUCGAGUGACAUGCAAGCUACACAAUGA